Molecule: messenger RNA, 1062 nt
Organism: Orbilia oligospora ATCC 24927
Lineage: Eukaryota; Fungi; Ascomycota; Orbiliomycetes; Orbiliales; Orbiliaceae
Exons: 3
Coding region: 1-1062 (353 amino acids)
Source: RefSeq, a predicted model, not a curated record
AUGUCCGACGAAGAAGGAAACAAAGGGCGCCAGAGCAAGGAAGAACGUGCAGCCAUGAAGAACGCAGCUCGAUCGCAACGGAGUGCCAAAGCUAGAGCGCUGCUGGCAAACCUCAUCCACGAACAACACAAAAUCGAUAUCGAACCCUCCAAGAUCACAAGCACAAAAUACGUUCGCGAGCUGGGCUUGAAAUUCGUUACUGCUGACGAGCAGACAUACCCGUGGCCGUACAUAUCGACAUCUCAAAUCAGUAGCCAGGACCUGGCACAGCUUGAGACUGCAAUUGCCAGUUCAAAAGUCUCAGCAGUUAAGGAUGACAUGUACAACACCGCCGCGCAGUUCCGUUCACGCUCGUCCAUAUCAACACCAUCACGACCCAACCUAAGUCCGACUAGUAGCUUCUCCUUUACAAAUCCUCACGACCCACACGGAAACCCUCCCCCGGACGGUUACAGGAUUGCACCUCCGUCUUUGCCGCCACUCCAGACUCAGGCCCCACCUCCUCCUAGCCCGCAUUCCCACUCGAGACUCAAUUCCCUGGCGGAAGCGAGUUCUGCUCAAGCAUCAGCAACCUCGGCGCAUCCUUCUUCUGCCAACCCUGGGCAUCAUUGGGCCGGAGCGGCAGCUGCAGUUUCAACAUCAACACACAUUAGCUCUCCACCCGAAGCGCCACCUGCGGGUUCCGUGUCACAGAAUUUGGUAAAUGAGGCUAGGAGCGCCACCGUUUUCGCCUCAUCAAAUCCCAGAAAGAGAAUGUAUCCGUUCGACUCGCUGGAUUCCCAUGUGGAAGAAGACUUCGUGAGGAUAAAAAUACCCAGGAACAGCAUAAAAGACAUCAUAGAAGCAGAAACUUCAGCUUAUUUGGUUCAGAUAAGGGAGCUUGAAUCACGAGUAGCCGACCUGGAACGGGACGCUGACCGGCAAAAUAAAGAAACACACCGGUUACGGAACGAGAAUGAGAGGCUACGCAAGGACCUAUCACUGCAAGGCGGUGACGAGAUGGAAAGAUUAAGGAUAGAAAACGAGCGUCUCAAGGUCCUAGGGCGUAAAUUGUUCGAGUAA